Molecule: messenger RNA, 3322 nt
Organism: Glycine soja
Lineage: Eukaryota; Viridiplantae; Streptophyta; Magnoliopsida; Fabales; Fabaceae
Product: putative disease resistance protein At1g50180
Exons: 3
Coding region: 254-3193 (979 amino acids)
Biological process (GO): defense response to other organism
Molecular function (GO): ADP binding
Source: RefSeq, a predicted model, not a curated record
GGAAGGCAGAAUUGAUUGCAUGUGUUGGAUCCCAAUUGGCAUAACCACAAUAUUGCAUAAUUUCUAGACAAAUGUUAGGUCUUCAAUAGCGACAAGUCACUGCCAAAGUCAACCCCCUGUUGUUGCUUUGGUUAUUCUCUUCCCUUUGUUCAAUAAAUAGCACUAGCAGUGUUAUAAGCUUGAGAAUUAGCAAAAGGGUUGUGAUUAAUCAGGAAAAGCUAUUGCUUGGGAGAAAGAAGGACAACCUUGUAAGAUGGCUCAGGCUAUAGUGAACUUCAUAGUGCAAAGUCUUGGUGAUUUGCUCAUUCAAGAAGCAGUGUUCCUAUAUGGGGUGGAAGACAAAGUGUUGCAGCUGCAAACUGAAUUGAGGAUGAUGAGGUCUUACUUGCAAGAUGCAGAUAGAAAGCAAGAUGGUAAUGAAAGGCUAAGGAAUUGUAUUUCAGAAAUCAGAGAAGCUGCUUAUGAUUCUGAUGAUGUCAUUGAGUCAUAUGCCCUCAGAGGAGCUUCAAGAAGAAAUUUGACUGGUGUUUUGAGCCUCAUCAAAAGGUAUGCUUUAAACAUCAACAAAUUCAUAGAAACCCACAAGGUGGGAUCUCAUGUUGAUAAUGUCAUAGCUAGGAUUUCUAGCCUCACAAGGAGUUUGGAAACUUAUGGCAUAAGGCCUGAGGAAGGAGAAGCCUCAAAUUCUAUGCAUGGGAAGCAAAGAUCUUUGAGCUCCUACUCACAUGUUAUUGAAGAGGACCUAAUUGGUGUUCAAGAUGAUGUUAGGAUUUUGGAGUUAUGUUUGGUUGACCCCAACAAAGGCUAUAGAGUAGUAGCCAUUUGUGGAAUGGGGGGUUUGGGGAAAACAACAUUGGCAAAGAAGGUGUACCAUAGUCUUGAUGUGAAGAGCAAUUUUGAGAGCUUGGCUUGGGCCUACGUAUCACAGCAUUGCCAAGCAAGGGAUGUGUGGGAAGGAAUUUUGUUUCAGCUUAUCUCUCCUUCUCAAGAGCAAAGACAAGAAAUUGUCAAUAUGAGAGAUGAGGAGCUUGCAAGGACGCUUUACCAAGUUCAAGAGGAGAAGAGUUGCUUAGUAGUCCUUGAUGAUAUUUGGAGUGUAGACACAUGGAGGAAACUGAGUCCUGCUUUCCCUAAUGGAAUAUCACCACCAGUAGUUGGUAGCAAAAUAGUGUUGACUACUCGAAACAUCGAUGUUCCAUUGAAGAUGGAUCCUAGUUGUUAUCUUCACAAACCAAAAUGUUUGAAUGAACAUGACAGCUGGGAGUUGUUCCAAAAGAAGGCAUUUCCAAAAAUUGAUGAUCCAGACUACAUACAGAAGCAGAACUUGGGAAGGGAAAUGGUUGGAAGAUGUGGAGGUUUACCAUUGGCCAUCAUUGUGCUUGGAGGACUAUUAGCAUCAAAGACUAAAUUCUAUGAUUGGGACACUGUGUAUAAGAACAUCAAUUCAUAUUUGAGGAGAGCAGAAGGCCAAGAACAACGCUUAGGAGAGGUGUUGGCUUUGAGUUAUUACGAAUUACCAUACCAGUUGAAGCCAUGCUUCCUACACUUAGCCCAUUUCCCAGAAAAUUUAGAGAUACCAACAAAGAAACUAAUAAGAAUAUGGGUGGCAGAGGGAAUUAUAUCAUUGGAUCACAAUGAAGGAGAAGGUGAGGAAGCUCUUGAGGAUGUGGCGCAACGUUACUUGACUGAGCUAGUGGAGAGGUGCAUGAUUCAGGUAGUUGAAAAGAGUUCAACAGGAAGAAUUAGGACUUGCCAAAUGCACAACCUAAUGAGGGAACUGUGUAUUGAUAAGGCAUAUCAGGAAAACUUUCUUGUGGAGAUCAAUUCCUGGAAUGUAGAUGAAACUAGAGGGGCAUCAAGAACAAGAUCAAUGGAAAAAGUUCGCAGGAUCGCCUUGUAUCUGGAUCAAGAUGUUGAUAGGUUCUUCCCUUCACACUUGAAAAGACACCACCAUUUAAGGUCUCUCCUUUGCUACCAUGAAAAGGCAGUUAGGCUAAGUGAAUGGGGGUUGAUGAAGUCUUUUUUUAACAAAUGUAGGUUACUUAGAGUGUUGAAUUUGGAAGGUAUACAGUGUCAGGGAGGGAAGUUGCCAAAAGAAAUUGGUUUAUUGAUCCACUUGAGGCUUCUCAGUCUAAGAAAUACAAAAAUUGAUGAGUUGCCCCCAUCAAUAGGCAAUUUGAAGUGCUUGAUGACUCUGGAUCUUCUAACGGGGAACUCAACUGUACUUAUACCAAAUGUCAUAGGCAACAUGCACAGAAUGAGACAUUUGCAUCUACCAGAAUCAUGUGGUGAUAGCAUUGAAAGAUGGCAACUUGACAACCUAAAAAACUUGCAGACCUUGGUUAACUUCCCUGCUGAGAAGUGUGAUGUAAGUGAUCUCAUGAAAUUGACCAAUUUGAGAAAGUUGGUGAUAGAUGAUCCUAAAUUUGGAGAUAUCUUUAAGUACCCUAAUGUGACAUUUAGCCACCUAGAGUCGUUGUUUUUUGUUAGUUCUGAGGAUAUAUCAAUUGUCCAUGUUGCAUUAGGAUGUCCUAAUCUUUACAAGCUGCACAUAGAAGGGCCUAUAAAGAUUUUUCCUGAACCACACCAACUUUCUUCCAAGCUUGUGAAGCUAAAGUUUAAGGGUUCAGGACUUCUUGUAGAUCCAAUGCCAACACUAGAGAAGCUUCCCAAUUUAAGGUUCCUUGAACUACAACUUGAUUCAUUCAUGGGAAAGAAGCUAUUUUGUUCCAGCAAUGGUUUCCCUCAGCUCAAGUCUCUUGUUAUCUAUGACUUGCCAAACCUUGAAGAGUGGAAGUUGGGUAAGGGAGCCAUGCCUAGUCUUAGGAAGCUUGAGAUUGCAAAUUGCACUAAGCUUGAGAGGGUUCCAGAUGGGCUCAGGUUUGUGGCCACUCUUCAGGAUUUGGAGAUCAGAUCAAUGUUUGCAGUAUUCAGAACUAAACUUGAAAAAGAAACUGGUGAUGUUCCUAACAGAAAACAAAAACCAGUGAUUGUUCUACAAGUGUCUUGGCAGGCUCCAAAAUGGGAAUUUGAAAAUUCUUUCAAUUUGUUAUCAGUUUUUGCUGAGAAGAACUUAAAGACCUGCUGCUGGAGAGUUCUUUACAUAUCUGAGUACCCUGCAAGCUGCUCAAUGGUGAUCUAUGAACUGACUAAGUUGGCUAACAUCAAAGCUGAUAUAAUUGAUGAACUAUGACAUGCAUGAUAGUUUAUUAUUAGAUGAUGGUGUAUGCAUUAUUUAGUCUAUUAAAUAAUUAAUGGUUUUCAUUUAACCCAUCUUCUAUUUGUAAUAUAUUAAUAUGAUACUGAAUUACCUGACACUUAA